AUGAGUUUACACAAAGCUCUAAGGAGGCGGAGGGAGUGGCUCUUUGAUAUAACAGAGGAGCGCAAUAGUGGGGAUAAGUCCGAGGGCUCCCUGGGUACCACCAUUCCAGACAUUCCCAGAGACCGUGAGAUUCACAAGCUGAUAAGAGGUUCAGAUGACUGUAUCAAACUAGCCUCCAAUCUGAUUACCGACAACCAAAUCCUUUCAUAUGACAAGGGCCUUUCAGACAGCGCUUCGAGCCCGGUCAUACUGAAUGAUGGUAUCCUUCCAAAGGAGCCCGAGAUACGUGACCUGGCGCCUGGUCGACUUGCGUUCCGAAAGCCUGGUGAUACUUUCUGUCAGGAGCAACAUUCAUGGAGAAGUAUUAUUGAAUUAAAGAAACACCGGGAGAUCUUCGGAGAGCUGCGGUGGGCAAUUCGCUUGGGAAGCUGGAUAAAUGGCAACCCACAAGAAAACCUCACCCAGCUAAUUGAAACCCGAUUAGCCGGUAUUAAGAACAUCAAAGCCAAAGUCGAUAAGAUCAGCAAUGCUCGCCACCAGCUUUCUCAGAAAUUGCAGGAAUUCGCAUCACGGAUUGAAGGGACGGAAAGCAGUAAAUCUGAGCUUCCAGACCUGGAAAUGGUUCAGCUGUCUCUCCGUAUAAAACGGUAUGAGGUGGAACAAGCUACUGAAGAGUACCAGAAGGGUAUUUCGAACUUAACGAGCUUGAAGGAGAGAAUUACGCUGCUUGUCAAGUUCAUAGAGCGCGGGGGUGACGGGAUAGAACACACGUCUGAUCAAGCGGAGCAGGCAACGGAUGAUGAAGAAAAUGCAAAUGAAGGCGCUGAAGGUCAUUCUGGUGAGGCCAAUGUUAUGGUCGAUGAACCCACGGAGGCAGAGAUGGAGGUUCAACAUGAUCUGGUGGUAGAAGGCAUGGAUCCCAAUACAACAGACAAAAUACACGGACAGGAACAGGCGAUGGCUUAUACAAAUAAGACGAAUUCGUGCGAAGAAGGAGAAAGGGAAGAUGGAAAGGAGGAGGAGGAGGAGGAGGAGGAGGAGGAGGAGGACGACGACGACGACGACGACGACGAACAGGAGGAGAGUUCACAACAGCAUCUCGAUCAACAGGAAAAGCCUGCAGCUUCUUAUAUUGAUAUGGCAAGGGAACUUUUGGAAGAAACCGAGAAAGAACUGGCUGAGCAGGAAAAGAAGAACACGGAGUUAGAGACGCGCAAGGACGAGGCGUGGGAUGAAUACCAACAAGUGGGGAAAAAGAGUGUAUGGACAAAAGUGGAAGGAAAAAAUCUGGACAGGACUUUGAAGACUCUCCGAGGUGAAUUCGGCAAAGUGAAAGAGCAAUUGCAGAUUUUGGAGGACUUUGAGAAGGAGCAGAAGGAAGAUUUGCAAAAGCUUGAGAACGAAAUAGCAGUGGUCCAGGCAAAACAAAAGGCCUUACAGCUGGCGGUGACCCAAAUAGCACAGGAGGUGCAGGCAGAAGUUGUCAACCAAUAUCCGGAGCCAGAAACAUCCGCCAGCACACACUCCACUGGACUCUCUGGCACGGAAUCCGGUCAGCGUCAGCAGUUUAUCAAUAACCGCUUAAAGACUAAGCUGGCGAAGCAUAUCGACAACGAACAGGCAGAAGCCCUCGCCACACUCAGGGCUGGAAUCAAACAGAAUACCAAGCUAGGACUGGCUGACAAGGAUAUCGACGAGUUGUUGAAGGUCCACUGUGCUGUGUUCGUGGCCCAGCCACUCACGCGACUGACGAACGCAAGAGAAAAAAUCUACAGAGACCUCAAUGAUUGUGAAUUCCGGCUGCUCGUCUUGUGUAGCGCCCCCAACAAAUACCACCCCCUUAUCGCCCGUCUUCAAAAGAACGUAUUCCAAAAGGAGGCUUCGAACAUAGACAACCUGAAUAAGAAGAGAGAUUACGCCGCACUUUCCUACUCGUGGGGCGAUGGAUCAGCGGACCACCACAUCUACUUGCUCCCGGAGGGGACCGAUCGGAUUGAGGAUUCAUUUUCCCUGCCAAUCCGGGAAAACCUCUUCUGUGCAUUACACCGAUUGCGGAGGAAAGACGAGAAUGUGACCCUGUGGGUGGAUGCCGUGUGCAUUGACCAGGAGAAUGCUGCAGAGAAAACCAGUCAGCUCGGGUGCAUGCCUGACAUUUAUAGUCAGGCCAGGAUGGUCUGUAUCUGGCUGGGUGAAAGUGACAAUGAAAGAAGAAGUGAUAAGGCGAUUGAUUCCAUCCCACAGCUGGUAGACAUGGCGACUUUGGACGCCAACACUGACGCCAAGGAUCAUGCUCAGCAGUGGGCGGCUCUUUCAGAGCUCACCCGGGAUCCCUGGUUUGCUAGACGAUGGAUUGUCCAAGAGAUCUCACUUGCGAGUAAGGCCGUUGUAUAUUGUGGUGAGAAGAUGGUUCAUUGGGAUGCGCUGGUCGAUGCUAUUGCCCUUCUGGUGGCCAAUGAAGAGCGAGUCAGAGCCUUGUUCGAUCCUACAAAGUGGCGAUAUGGGCGCAAUACCCUAGGGGAGAUUCAAUUUUCGAGCGCAAACGUCCUUCUCGAGGUGAUAAGUAGCCUGUUUCCAACGACCGAGGACCGAAGCAAACACAAACCGUUGAAAAGUUUGGAAUACCUCGUAACAACUCUCCAGACUUUCGAUGUCAGCGACCCACGCGAUUUGAUAUACGCCCUAGUCCAUAUUUCGCGCGACCAUGCAGAAGAGAGAAUCACAGUGGGUCACCAGCCUACGGAGAAGCAGCGAAGCCCUGAAGAGGUGCAACGGAUCCCGCCCAAGUUACAUAUCGACUAUGGGACACCCAUCCCUACCGUGUUCAAGCAAUUCACGCAGUAUUGCGUGGAGACAUCCGGCUCAUUAGACAUCAUCUGUCGCCCUUGGGCAAAACAGCCCAAAUCUCAGGAACGCUCCCUGCUCAAGACAGACAAUAGUCUUCCAAGCUGGGUUCCUUUGCUUGAGAACGCGGAGUUCGGUGGUCCUGGACAGUCCCACAAAGGUCGAAAGAAUGGACGAAGCUUUGUCGGAACCGUAGGCCAGCAGAUCUACAACGCCUCCAAUGGCAUGCAAGCAAAGGGUGUCACGUUUGACGAAUAUCCAAUGCGCAUGAAAGUCAGUGGCUUGCUUCUGGGAACGGUGGAAGAGGUUUCCCCGCGUUGUAGUGGGGGCGUGGUAUUCCGAGAGUCUCUCAGGCUCGGUGGCUGGGAAGGAAUCGACAGCGGUCCAAAGGCUGUUCCGGCUAGAAUUUGGCGGACAUUGAUUGCGGAUAGAACCUCAAACGGACUGUCGCCUCCCCUUUGGUAUCAACGAGCUUGUCUGAGGAGUCUCGAAAUAGCUGACAUGUUCAGCGGUGGUGACCUCAAUACUGGGCAACUCUCAGAUGAGGUGGUCUUCGCCCGGGAUUACCUCAGAAGAGUCCGAGAAGUAACAUGGAAUCGUUGCUUCUUCAGAGCGGCGGGUCACGAAGAUGCGCAUAUUUCUGAAAUACAUCAUGCUACAGACGAUGCUAAGGCCAAUGCCGAAUUGCAAGCUUCCAAUGAUGGCGAGGAUGUCCCUGAAAUUGUGAUGGAGGAAGCAGACCAAACUAAACACGAGGAAACCAUUGAUGCCGAAUUGAGUAUCAAAGAUGCCGAAAAGUUCGUACAGGAUGGAGAUGCCGUUGAGCAGGCUGAGGAGAUUGAGCCACCGGUGGACAUCAGCAAAGGGAUAGAUGAUCCGAGUGUUCCUGCACCCAAUGAGCGAAACAUGGAGAUGCUGACGGCUACAUCCUCGGAGCAACAAGGGCGCAACCACACUUCCGAACAAGACGCGGGGUCGGGUUCAGAAAGAACGGAAGACUGGUUUGGUAUUUGCCCAAGGAAUACAUCCUACAACGACAAAGUCUGUAUUCUGUUCGGGUGUAGUGUUCCGGUUAUUUUGCGUCCAGUAAAGAAAGACGCCUACAAGCUAAUUGGGGAAGCAUAUGUACAUGGCGCAAUGAGCGGGGAAGUGGUAAGAACUAUGGAGAAAGAAGCGUUGGAGAGGUCGACCAAAAUAUUUGACAUCAGAUGAUCCAGAUCGCGUCCAAUCAUUACUAAGCUGGUCCUUUUUCAUUUCGGGGUUUUGGAGCAUCUGAUAUUGUUUUAUCAUUGUUAUUGCCAGAAAU
Molecule: messenger RNA, 4147 nt
Organism: Aspergillus eucalypticola CBS 122712
Lineage: Eukaryota; Fungi; Ascomycota; Eurotiomycetes; Eurotiales; Aspergillaceae
Product: HET domain-containing protein
Exons: 3
Coding region: 1-4053 (1350 amino acids)
Source: RefSeq, a predicted model, not a curated record